GCGGGAGAGGAAAGGAGCGCGGCGGGAGAGCAGCGCCCGAGCCGAGGAGGCGGUGGCGGCAGGCGCCUUCUUGCACCCGAGCCGAGCGCCUCGUGCAGCCCUCAUUUCGGGGCCCUCGGGCGGGAGGAGCGAGCCCGGAGUCAGCCGAACAAAGAGCGGCGGCCCAACAGACGCCUCCCCGCGUGAGAUGCGAGCCAAGCGGCAGCCCGACCGGAGCGCAGCCGCGGAGGGAUGUUUGCAGCGGCCGCUGCAGCCGAGGUAACCCGGACCAUGUUGCGGGCGGAGCGGCCGCCGGCUGAGCCCAACCGGGAAGGGGGAGCGUCGAGCUUGGCCGAUCGCAGCCUCUCGUGGGGGGCCACAGCGGCGAGAGGACCCCGACGGGCGCAGGAGCCGCCGGACAGGCGAGCGGGCAGGGCUGCGCGGGGACUGCAGCCGGGAGCCGUUUGACCGCGGAAAGGAGAAGGAGCCGCGUCGGGUACCGGCGCUCCUCGCUCUCGUUGCGACCGGUCGGCGGGAGUGAGUCCAGCGCGGGAGCAGCAGAAAUCAAAUCGCCUCGAGGAUUACCGAAGGCGGACGGGAGACGCGUCUCUCAGCUGCCCCUCCCGCGCCUUUCCACCCCCGUGGCUCCUUUUUCCAGUUACCCUUCGGCAUCAGCGGCCAGCAAGGACUGGCAAGCUCGAAAUCGCUCAGCAAAGCGCAAGAUCGUUCAGAGGGGCAGUGGCAAGAGAGACCCCCGCCAGUCGGCCACGGGCGCUCACUCACCGGCUGAGCCGCUCCGGAACUCUCAGAAGACGCGAGUUUGGCGCAAAAGGCGGAAAAGAGGCUUGCGAGUCUUAUCUGCGCUCUUCCACCGCCGCCCCUUCCUUCCUUCUUAAGGGUCCGAGUUUUGCAAUCCUGGCCAGGUUGGAUUAGCGCGCUGCCCGCCCGGCCGCCCGCCCGGUGCGCACGCAGGGAGGUGAGGCGAAGCGAAGCGGGAGGGAAGAGAUGAUGCCUCAAGCCGGAGGGAAGGCUGCGCUGAUGCUGAGCGCCGUGUUUCUGACCGCCUUCCUGGCCGCGGUGAGGGGGCUGCCCCUGAGGAAGCACCGCCACCACAGCCUCAGGGAAAGGGGCUACAAGCUGCUGGAGAUCUCCACUUCAUCAGACAUGGCUUCAGUCAAAGAAGAGGACAUGCCACGUUCUAACAAAGUCCGGAACCUGAGACAAAAUGGACAGGUUGUGCCCCGCCGUCCCAGACGCCGUUGGCCAUUGCAGCAUGUGGCAAGGAACCAAUUAUCAUCACUUCAGCCCAGUGGCCCAAUCCAGGAAGAGAGCACACCUUUUGUGCUGGAUUUACAGAACUUGCCAGGCUUAGCCAAUGUGGAUCUGAGUGCUCAAAACCCAAACAUACAGGUGACCAUUGAGGUCGUAGAUGAUCCUCAGGCUGAGAUGGAGAUGGACCUGCUGAAAGAGACCAGCAAUGACUGGUCACUGACUUCCACUGAAUGGCUGUCCCACAAAGACCUCUUCUGGCCCCUCUUCUGGGAGUACACAGAUCCUGUAGUGGAGGGGGAUGAAGAUGGCAACUUGGACAUAAAGAACCGGGAGGAAGAGGAGGAGGAGGAGGAGGACUAUACAUCAGAGUACGAUGAGGAGGAGACGGUUCUGAGUGGAGUGGGAGGGGACUGGGACCAGAGGUGGCCCAAUCAGAAGAACUGGAUCUUUAAAGAAAAGUACAAUUAUGAAUAUGAAGAUGAAGAGGAAUGGAGCUCUUGGUCCCCCUGCAGUGUCACCUGUGGCAGUGGCAACCAGAAGAGAACCCGGUCUUGUGGCUAUGCUUGUACUGCCACCGAGUCAAGAACCUGUGACCUGAACCACUGUCCUGGAGCAGAUGGAGAGUUGGCUUCUGCCACUGAAGAGCCACCAUUUGAAGCUGAGAAUGCCACAGAGAUCUUAAACUCAGAUGUGGACAGCUGUGAGAAGUGGCUGAACUGCAAAAGUGAUUUCCUCAACAAAUACCUGAGCAAAGUACUUUCUGACCUGCCCAGCUGUCCCUGCUCGUACCCACUGGAAGCUGUUUACAGUGCAGUGAACUUGAGAGAUGAGCAGCAGGGCAAAAACUUCCGCUGGCGUGAUGCCAGUGGGCCCAAGGAGCGACUGGACAUCUACAAGCCCACGGCCCGUUUCUGCCUGCGCUCCAUGCUCUCCUUGGACAGCACCACACUGGCUGCCCAGCACUGCUGCUAUGACGAAAACACCAAGCUGAUCACUCGAGGCAAGGGGGCCGGCGCUCCAAACCUCAUCAGCACAGAGUUCUCCCCUGAGCUUCACUACAAGGUGGACAUGCUGCCUUGGAUCCUCUGCAAGGGAGACUGGAGCCGGUACCAUGCUGUGCGGCCUCCCAAUAAUGGGCAACGGUGUGCUGACAACCCCCCGGAGGACGAAUACCUCUCUCAGCUGCAGGAGGCCAAGGAGUAUUAGCAUGCCCUGAAAGCGGGGCUGUGAAAAGAGAACAGUUUCAGUCUCCCAUACAAUCUGCUAAGAGCAUAGCAGUCUCCCCCUUUUACAUCAGGUUUUCUACAGAGUUGUUAUCUUUUGCUUUUCAUUCUCUUGAUAACGAGGUAGUCUGUAGGAAAGCUUACAUGAAUGCCACAGUAGCUCCAGUCAUGUCUUUUCUACAACAGGACUUCCUUGUUACCCCAGCAAUUCAUGCUGUCCAGUUGGCUGAAAGGGGCUCUCUUCUCACUCCAGCAGAUUUUCUCUUGGUCUUUCGGGAAGAGCCCAGAGAAGUGAAAAACGGGAACAGCAAUGGCAGGCAAAGGGCUGCUUUUAAAAGAAAGGCCUGCCUUGUAUUGUAUUCAUGGCUCAUUUGCAAAGCAGACUUUUAUGUUCUUGCAACUCGAAAAAGUCUGAUUCCUGAUGGUUUUACCUAAAUUUCUAAAGUGGUUUGGGAAGGAUGACAUUGCACCAAAAUUAUGUUUAAGAUAAAAAAGGAGGCUUUCAGAGAGGCAAUCGGAUCUCCAAACCUCUGUAAUUUGAGAUGGUCCCAGGGAAGAGAGAGGAUUGCUUCUUCCAUUUCUUACAUUCCACACAAUUUGGGAGAAUCUGGAGGAAUGCAUUUUCUGGGAUGGAUCUGAAAACACAUCCGCUGGAGGGAAAAGGAGGGCUGCCUGCUCCCUAGGUCUGACGGGAACAAACAGGAUCUGAUUUCUAGCCAGAAGGUCAGGAAAGGAAAUGACCAAAUGUCUCAAUUCCUUUCUUACCUUUACUUGUGACAGGCCUGGGGUUCCAUCCAGCAGUUAAAUCUGUGAAACCAGGUAUUCUGGGGAAACUGUGAUAUACACCUGUCAGUAACACGCCCAUGGCCUUCAGCCAGGUCUCUUGUCUCAAACACUAUGCAAAGAAAAGGCUGUCCUUGGCCCUAAUAAAGCACUCAGGAAGGCAGGCAGGAAUGAUGUCACUGUGAGGAACAAAAUCUCCCAGUCAGUGCAGCUGGGUUUCUAGAAGACUGACUGCCCUGAUAGAGGCUGAUCGGGUAGUUUUACCUAUUAAUGUGCUUCGUACCAAUAGGCUCUUCUUUUGUUUUCAGUUUUUAAAUGUUCCACCCUUUCUCUUUUCCCUUCAAAGCUUUGAUUUUCUUGCUGUAGUGCAGGAAAUAGUCUAAUAGUUCAAGCAUAGUUGAUACUCCACUGUGUUGGAGUGGUUCUGUUCUGACAUCUAGUGGCCAUGCAGGGGCUGAACAGCCUUGUAUUUCAGCCCAGUUAAAGAAUCUUAGCCAGAAUCCUGGAAAUGUGCAAGUGAUAGAUAUCCUUCCUGUGGGCUGCCUGAACAUUCUUUUAUCUCCUUCUCCCUCUAAAUACAGUCUCCAGCCCUUGUCCUUUGCUGCAUUUACUGGCUGAGAACACAACCUUCUCUGAAACCUGGAACCAUCUCCAGGGUGCCAGCCCUGUCUCUGGUUCAAGAUAGGCUCCUUGAUACCUGGGCCUCAAAUGUAUGUUGCUUUUAAAAACCCUUAUUUUUAUUCUUAGCACAUACAGUGGUAGAACUGUCUGGCAAUGAACUGUAUUUUUAAAUGCCGAGUGUAUCAGAGGGCUUUUGUUUUUUGAACUUGAGAUGCAAGAUAGACAUUACACAAUAGGCUAAAUCAUCCGUUGAUCACAUUUUAUCCCAUCCAUCCUCCAAGAUGCUCAGGGCACCUUUCAUAGUUCACCCCUCUUCCAUUUCAUCCUCACAACAACCUUGUGAGGUUGGUUAGGCUGAGAGACGAUGAUUGCCCAUGGUCCCUCAGUGAACCUUGUGGUGGAAGAGAGAGGGGCCUCUGAGCUUUUGAGGAAGAGACUCUCCAUCACAGAGAAAAGGGAAAGAGAACCAGCUUCUCCUUCUUUCAAAUGGCAGGUGGUUAUAGACCUGCUAUUGCUUGCAGUCGCUUAGCUUCUAAAUCAUCUUGUAGCGCUGGCCCCAAAACAUGAUGGUUGUUUGCUGGGAUCCAGUUUGCUAUACUCUAGAAGCCCUAAUAGGUAGCACUAGGGAGAGAUAAUCCUAACACAGUCCUCACACAUACAUCCAGUAUAAAAUCAAACUGGUUUUCAAUUUUCCAAUUCAAAGGAUUUCAAAGGAGAGAGAGAUCACUCUGUGUUCAUAGACGAUUGAGUAUUUUCAGCUGCAUACCAGGAAGUUUUGUGCGGAGUAGGUCCUUUUCUGUUUCUACAAGCAGCUUUGAAAGGUCACUGGUAAAAUACUGCCCAAGCUACUUUGGGUAGCUUAUUUAAUACCUUUAUAAUUGGCAGCCAGAAGUAGUUGGUGCCAGCCUGUACUCAGACCACAGUUCCUUUUCCUUAAGUCUGUGCAGUCUUACACCUCAUUCCCACAUUCAGGAGAAUGAGGAUCUGCCACUUCAGUCUCCCAAAAUGUGUGGACACAACCCAGAGAUUGUUAGAGUGGGAUGUGCCAUUUAAAGCUACAGGUGGUAGAUUCCAAUUUUUUUAAAAAAAAAAAAAUUUUUUUUAAAAACCAAAAGGAGAGAGAUUCUAUCCCCACCCGCUCCAAGCUCACUAUGUUGGGUUUUCUCUUUGUAGGGAAAUGUUAACCUAGGCGAGUGUUCCAAACUAUGAUCCUUCACCUUUAGUUUGAAUUGGUGCAGUACAUUUUACUGCUUCAGGUCUUUGCCAUCUCAUUUCUCAUCCCCAUAUGUGUGAGCUAAGGUUUAACUACAUUACAUGGAGUCCUGUGACAACUUUAAGGGAAUUUUAAAAAAUGUACUCAACUUGGCUGUCAAGGCUGCAAUUUGAAGCCAGAAACUAACAUGCGGAGGAGGGGGUUCUCUCUCUCUCUCUCUCUCUCUCUCUCUCUCUCACACACACACACACACACACACACACACACAGAGCUGCGAUCCAGAAUCAAUGCCUAGCUGACUGCUGGAUUCAUUUGCAUAUUAAGCAAACAGCUGCCAGCUUGCUAUGCUUCUGACAAUAGGAAUACCUCCAGUUUCGACAAUGGGAAAAUCUCUGGGUCAUGGAUGCCUGUGUAUCAAAUGCAAUCAUUCCCACAAGCACUUUGGUUCCCCUCACCCCUGAGCUUUGUAGUCACAUUUGGAUAACUAUUAAAACGAGCAUUUAUUUUUAUACCAUGUAACUAAGAUUCUGUCCAGUAAUUCCUAUUUAAGCUCUAAAAAAGUUUUGUAUUCCACCCCAUCCAUAAAAAAUGUAAUGCUAUAUCAGUACACUGUUUGUAUAUAGAUAUAUUUUAGUUCUACAAAAAUUGCAUUUAUGAGGUCACCUUUAUUCUGAUUUUAGAUGAAAGCACUUUAUUUCAAAAUGUGUGUGUUUGUGACCAAUAUGAUUCAUUUAUAUAAUACUGUGAGGUUUAGUUUGGUUUGAAAGGGAUAACACAGUGUUGAAAGAUGGCAUGUUUUAGAGAUCCAUCAUUAGCUCGUUCACACUACGGGCCCAGAAUGCUUCGUCAUCUUCCUUCUCUGUGUUGUGUUUUGAUUGUGAGGGGUGAACCUCAGAGCAAAGGGACAUCCAGAUAUUUGCUUACAAAGCACAGAUGUCUGGAAUGGAGACCCCUCAGAAGAAUCUUGGUUCUGGGUUGGCUGGAAAUCGGCCUCUCCUGUGGCAUUUUAGUGUUCCUGUUUCCAUACGGGAAAGGGGGGGGGACGUUUGAGGGCACGGCACACCUUUUUGUUGCUUUCCAAAGAGGAUUGAAUGUUUGUAUGUGGUUUGGGGUGGAAGGACUGGGGCAGAUUCUUCUUUAUAGCUGUUUCGCCUAUCCCAGCUGUUCUGCCGUGUUCGGUCUUUCUCUUGUACAGUAUUUAUUGGUUGUGAUAGCUAAAGAAAUGGAGAGGUGCUGUUCUGGUGAAUGAGGCCUCACUCUUGGGGGAUGUGUGUGAGAAAUGCCAAAAGGGAAGCAAGAUUGCAGAUGUCUCUUAUGAAUAAAUUCUAUUGUUAACACA
This is a messenger RNA of Eublepharis macularius, 6430 nucleotides long. It is a transcript of the gene ISM2, whose product is annotated as isthmin 2. Lineage: Eukaryota; Metazoa; Chordata; Lepidosauria; Squamata; Eublepharidae. The record is from RefSeq and is a predicted model, not a curated record. The transcript has 6 exons. Bases 985 to 2457 code for a protein of 490 amino acids.